Aplysia californica (California sea hare) is the source of this 6619-nucleotide messenger RNA. RefSeq lists its product as uncharacterized. The record is from RefSeq and is a predicted model, not a curated record. Lineage: Eukaryota; Metazoa; Mollusca; Gastropoda; Aplysiida; Aplysiidae. Bases 400 to 933 code for a protein of 177 amino acids. The transcript is spliced from 6 exons.
CCACAGAAUUCUACACUAAGUCAAAGAUAGUUAUGUAGACUCUUUGACUAAGUGUAGAAUUCUGUGCUAGGCCUACAAACACAAGACCCUAAACUCAGCCUAAACUGGGAAAACUACUAUACUGUUAUAACACCUGAUAGUAGUAGGCUAAUAGGCUAGGCCUACUCGGAAGACGCAAUUGUCUCGGCUCUCGCUAGCCCGACCAGUGACCAGAGUGGAACAGAAUUAUAUCCGCCUCAAGGGGCUGCCUUUUUUUUUUACCAAAGCUAUUUUACUUCCUUGUUGAUCAAUUGGGGACGAAAAUACGAGAUACUAUCAUCAGACCUCGACUGACCUGUCCCCGAAACACAUCUCAACAAGAGCAAAGAAACUGCCAACUGAAGCAUUUCACCUCUGAAAAUGGAAAAGAAGAGCGCUACUUUGUUGUUUUCUUUGGCAGCGAUAUUUCUGACUGCCGUUGAAGUAUUGUCAAUUUCCCCUAAUGGGGUUCAGAAAAUGAAGAUUGUGGAUAUGAAAGUUGGGGAUAAAAAUGUUCCCAUCAUGGACAAUAAAGGGCAUGCCAGUAAUUGUGGCAAAGUUCCUUUCAACAUGACUUGGACUCCCAAAGUGCUCAAGUCUUCUGGAGAAGUUAAAGUGCAUUUAGAGUAUACAUCUCCUCACGACCUGUCAUCUGGUUUUGUCAAUGCCAGCGUGUUUUUCUACGGUGACUCUGAACCCUUUUUGGGGUAUUCUUCUGGUUUCACCUGUGAUAAGGUGAAAGAGUAUUUUCCUUGCCCUGUGAAAAAAGGAGAUCGUGUAAAUAAAACUGAGAUAAUAUCAAAUAUUCGGGCGAUUUCCAGUUACCUGGGUGAAUACGUCGCAGUUUUAAAGGUACAGAACCAAGACAGACAAGAAAUGGUUUGUGUCAACCUGACUGUUACUGUCUCAGAAUGAGGAAAGUUCCUGCCGUCUAUUUCUGGAAUUGUUUGGAAACAGCUGGACUCAUGUGCACAAAUUCAAGAGUUCAUGAAAAUAGCUACACUAUGUCUGGGAGGAGAGUGUGUGUGUGGGAAAUUGUGACAGCUAUUUUUCUGUUUGCUGUAUUUUGUUUGUCGUUUCUUCCAUUGUUUCUUAUUUUCAUAGUUCAUGUGAUUAUUUUAGAUAUACAGUAUAACACGGAUUGCUUGAAUUCGUCGGGACUGGUCUCAGUAGUUCAAGGGAUACAUGGACAGUGUUAUGGCAUCUGCUAUGUCAGAGAAUCAAGGGAAGCCACAAAGAUACUAUUGGGUCAGAGCAGAGAUUGUUCAUUUUUCGGCCAUUGUCCUAGAUCAGAUAGGUUAGAUCUAUCUAUGCCUAUUGACUUGAAUUUGAAAUUUGAGAGAAUCUGAAAUUGACAGAGAUUGAGAAUGAGAAACACGAUAAGCAAUGCUUUUGUGUUUGAUCGGUAAUGAGUCUACUACUACUGGUACCAAGACAGUUUAAUUGGGCGGGUCAGUGUGAGCGGAUUGUGUGAUGCCCAACCCCUCCUCUCGCCCUCUCCACACAAGCCUAGCUAGGCUUACGACCUAUACAUAACGUUCUUACUCUGAGCGUCUAGCCUAGGACUUAGGCACUCGCAGAGGGCACACGUGUAAGCGCAUUAAAAAUAGCACAACUGGCUGCUUUUGUGGAGGUGGGAGGGAGAUGGUUAUUUUACCGACCUUGCCUUUUUCCCUGUUUAAAAAUUAUUAUCAGUGCACCUCAAAGGACACUGACUUUAGACCCCUACGCCGGCGAAAUUAGUUAGACUAUUCCGUGUUUGUGUUCGAGCUUCGCGUAAUUUUCUUACAGAGAUAAAGAAGAAAAAAAAAGGGAACACAGUUCGACGCAUGUGUGAUUUCAAGUAAUCCGUGUACGACCUAUCCGGGUUAUAGUGUAGUUUGCAUUUCUUGUUUUGCCAUUGGAGUGUUGAGUCUUCCUUCUAUACCAUUUUAAAAUGCAAUGCAGUUUUUUUUAAAUUCGCUUUUUUCUGUUCAAGGGAAGACAUUUAUGUCCCUAUGCUGUGGCUACCAAAUAAGACCAAAAAAUACAUUAUUGAAUAGGGUGAUGAGACUUUUACUUCUGAUAAACAUUCUUCUUUGUUUUUCGUUCAGAACCCAUAGUUACUUGUCCGCCCAUGUCAGCCUUUAGAGUACUCUGUAUGUAGCUGACUGUCGCGGGAGCGAAAAACUUUUCAUGUCUCCAUAGAAAAUGUAUUACCUUCCUUCCCAAAUGUUCAGUAAAAAAACAACCUUAAAUUCAUUUUUUGCCUGAUUAGGCUUGUUCAAAUUAUUUGAUUGAUCAUGGCUUCGAAUUAUUUCUCUCUUGUUUUUGGUGAUUUCUUGGGCUGACAUCAGACUUUAGUGAACUGCUCUGAGGGUGGUUUAUUUUUCUUGCUGUGUCAAAAGAAAAAUCUUUCACCUUUCUUAUGUUUUCAUUGGUUUUUCUUUUUCUUUUGUUCUCCCAACUUUGUUGGGUUUUUUUAGUAGGCUUAUGUGGGGUUUUUCCUUACACUCACCAUGAUUUUGUUUAUCUGGCUUAUACUUCUCUCUUUCUCUCAGCAUAUUUUCCUGUUUAACUUUUGUUUCAUAUCAUCAUCAUCAUCAUCAUAAUCAUCAUCAUCAUUGCCUUUCUCACUCUAGGUCAGGGUCAAGGCCAUGAAUAAACUCUUUCCACUUUUCCCUAUCCUGGGCUAACCUUUUCAUGUUAUUCUAUGUCUUCCCACUUUUUUUCCCGUCAAUUUCUGUGACUCUUCUCCAGGUUCCACGUGGUCAUCCCCUUGAUCUUUUACAAUGCGGAUUCCAGUCCAACAUUUUCCAUGUUAUGCAGCUGCUUAACUUCCUGAUAGUAUGUCCAAUCCAUUGCCACUGCAUUCUUCCCACCUCCUCUCUGACUUGGCUCUGUCUUUUUUUUCCUUUGAAGACUGCCUUGAUGGAUUUUAUGUCAGAGUAGAUCUAAUUUGUCUGCUCUACAGCCCAAUUAUUGGUCACUGCUUAAUUUGUGACAGAUUUUGUUGUCUUUGUAAUAGUGAGUAAUUUCAAUGCUGACAUUAUAUUGAUGAGAGGAAAUAAUUCAUCUUUGUGUCAUGCUAGCUUCUCCAUUAAAAUUUUUUUUUUUUUUGAUCAGCAGCUUGAAAGCACCAUUUUCAGCUGAAGUACAAGGAUUAUUGUUUUGAACUGGAUACAGUUUUUCUCUCAAGAUGUGUUUUAAAGGCUGUGUGAGAUGGUAUGACUAGGAUUUGAGGAUCUGGCCAUUACAGAAAGAAAUAAUUUUAGGAAGCUGAAUAUACUUGAGCUUAAAGUUCAAGUUAACAAGUCUGGGUAAUUCGAUCCUGUCUUUUCCUGAUUCAGAUUAUGCUUGGCAUGUUUGGCUAUGGGAAAGGCUUAACCUGAUUUUCUUACCUUGUUGCAUUUCACAGUAUGGUCUUGGGCUGCCAUGGGAGAUUUUGGCAUGUUUGAAAAUGAAAGACAAGACUCACAAUAUUGAAAGAUAGAAGUUGUUGAUAUAGGAGUGGGAGAUCUUUAAUACUGUCUUAUGCUCAUUGUUGUAUAUUCUUCUUGAGAACAGUCAAGCACACCAACAACAUUAAACAUUAAUAAAUAAGGAACUUCUCGGUUUGUGUUCCAGGGUUUAAUAAGACUUAAAACGUAACAUGAUUGUGGCUUGUGUUGCCGUUGACAUCUCUUUGUUCUGUGUGUCCUUUUUUUCCUUUUUCCUUGCUCUCUACGAUACCGGUACUAAUGAUUACAGAACUCGUUAUGCAACACUGAAAGUGGGUACUUAUAAUGUUACAUCGCGAUUACUUUCCGUUACAACAUUCCUCCCUUUCUUAAAAUUUUGAAUCAUUUCAAAAACAGUUACAUGCACUUUAACCUAUCAUGGACAUUCAUAAUUGGUCAUUCUAGCCUUACUGGUUCUGUAACAAUAAUACCUUAGUUGAUGGAAACUUUUCAUUCCAAUUCCAUUAAUACUGACUUCUUAAGAUCUGUGAUAGGCUUUACUAAACUUAACUUUGUUUCACUGACUGAAAACAAUAGUACGGUAAUAUUAUGUGCACAUUAUGAUGCAAGGGAAUUAAUCACUUAUAACUUGUAACACAAUUAGUCCCUUCAGAGUUGAGUCCCUCGGUAUAAUUUGUUUCAUGUCUCUAACUCUAAUACUAAAUAGCACAUCUGAAAUUAAUUCACUGAGAACGUUUAUCCUUAACACAGCCCAUUCACUUUUAUGUAGAGAGUUACAAGUCCAUUCUUUCACUGAGAAUGUUUUUGAUUUUAACAGUCCAUUCACUUUAGUGUAGAGAGUUAUAAGUCCUUUCUUUGAGCUGGUCUUCUGACACGUUUUGGGUAACGUCUUAGUGGUGACCGUUGUGGUGACGCUUGUCCUUGAGUGGUGUCUUGGAUUGUGUCAGGGUUAACAAUUGAUGGUCAUUGGUUCUUCAUCCUGACCCAUUGGUAACAUUGGGACGGUAGGUAGCGGAGACUGUAAUUCGUUGAUAUCUGCAGUUGAGUCUGGAGCAGACUGCAGCUGGUUGAUACGACAGUGUCGCACCGUUCCACCUACAUGAACAGAGUAACUAUGGGUUCCCAGUCUCUGUAAGACCACUCCAUUUGCCCAUCUAUUUACACCUGGCCGGUGGUUUCUGACCUUGACAGAGUCAACAGGCUGAAAUUCAUGGAGGAUUUUGCCUUGGGCCUGAGCUUCUUGCUUGUGGCGCAUGUUAGACACGAGAUCAGGCUUCAUCAGGUCCAACCGGAUUCUUAUCUUUCUCUUGAAUAAGAGUUCUGCUGGACUUUUGCCAGUCAUCAUGGGAGGCGUUGUUUUGAGUUUUAACAGGAUUUUGGACAAUCUUUGCGGUCCACUUUGUCCUGGACUCGAUGAUUUUAUGAGUCUCUUAAAUGAUUGAACAAGUCUCUCUGCAGAUCCGUUUGUUGAAGGCAUGUAAGGCUGUGAUGUUAUGUGCUGGAGACCAUUUUUCUGAAGAAAUUCUUCAAAUUCAUUUGACGGAAAUGGUGGGCCAUUAUCACUGACAAAUGUGACAGGCAAUCCAUGAAUUGCAAAGAUCUGUCUGAGCACAUCAUUUGUUCUCUGUGCUGUCGUUGUUGUCGUCGGUACUACUUCAUGCCAUUUUGAGUAAGAUCAAUUAGCACGAGAUAUUUCUGACCCUCGUGCUCCGCAAAAUCCACAAGAACCCGUUCCCAUGGUUUUGACGGAAAUGUCCAUGUGAAUACCGGAGCGGCGCUGGCAUGUUCUUCCCUUCUGCACAUCUGUGACAGUCCUUGACCAUCUUCUCAAUGUCCAGAUCUAUCUUUGGCCAAUAUACAUAUGAACGAGCCAUUGCUUUGGUCUUGUUCAUUCUGAUAUGUCCUUCAUGUAGUUCAUAUAGGAUUCUAUUUCGAAACUUCUGAGGUAUGACCACUCUCAGGCCCCACUGAAGAACUCCUGCCUCUGUGGUAAUAUCCUCCCUUCUUUGAAAGAAUGGCGUGAGAUUGUCAUCCUCCAUGCAAUUUGGCCACCCAGUCAGUGUAUAUUGCAGCUCCUUUGACAAUACUGCAUCUUUUCUGGUUUCUUCUGCAAUGUCAGCUGCAGAGAUAGGCAUGUCAUAUGAUGUAAGAAAAAUAGACUAAUUUGUCCUUUUAAUUCUCUGACUCUGUCCCUUUUGUGGCAGUCUUGACAGCAUGUCUGCAUUGCAGUGAUCUUGACUUCUCCUGUACUGGAUUUCGUACUGGUAACUGGUGAGUUCCAAUUACCAUAUUUGGAUCCUGGCAACAGCCAUAACAGGUAGGUUUAUCUUUGGUCCAGAAAUCUUUAGAAGAGGCCUAUGAUCAGUGAUCAGCGUGAAGGAUCUUCCGUAGAGGAACAUGUAUUGGUGAAACUUGUGGAUUCCAAACAUGAUUCCUAGUGCCUCCUUUUCAAUCUGGGCAUAAUUUGUUUCUGUCUUUGUGAGUGUCUGCGAAGCAAAGGCGAUUGGCCUUUCUUUUCCACUUGGCAUUUUUUCAGUGCAGUUAUUCAUCCAAUAUUGUUGUAUUAACUUGGCAUUUACUAGUCUUUGUGGAGCAGAUUUUGCACUGGCACUGGGUUUUCAAAGCAAUACAUUUUAUGCUUGAGUGUAGCAGUUGUUGUUUAAUAAAGCUCUCAGGCACUGGAACUUUCCCAGACACACCCACCCAACUGACCACUUGAAAAAAUAAUACAGCAGCUGACAGAAUGGAGGAUUUUGUGAUCUGAAACCAGCGUACUGAACAUUUUACCAAACAGACGUGCUGGACAUAGAGUUUAUGGGACAUGUUGUGUUCAAAUGUGUUAUCAAAAAGAGUAUUAAGUUAUAUUUCUCUAAAUCUGAUAGAUCAAACAUCACGAGUUCUGCCUACCAGUUCUCAAACUAACGGUUGGAACUACUUCCUGCUAUGAAGAAAUCAAACAUCACGAAUUCUGCCAUACUAAUUCUCAAACUGACAGUCUUCAGGAACUGCUUCCUGCUUGGGGAAAAACAUAUAUUCCAGCUUUUUAAAAUGAAAUUUUUAUGAAAGACUUUGUAUUUUCAUGUAUAUAACUUGCUUGUCCACUGUGCCUUAGUCUUGAUGAUGUACCAAUAAGGUUAUUGUAAAUAAAGAGUCGUGUGGUG